Molecule: messenger RNA, 2994 nt
Organism: Cololabis saira (Pacific saury)
Lineage: Eukaryota; Metazoa; Chordata; Actinopteri; Beloniformes; Belonidae
Product: 6-phosphofructo-2-kinase/fructose-2,6-bisphosphatase 2-like
Exons: 17
Coding region: 220-1896 (558 amino acids)
Biological process (GO): fructose metabolic process; fructose 2,6-bisphosphate metabolic process
Cellular component (GO): cytosol
Molecular function (GO): fructose-2,6-bisphosphate 2-phosphatase activity; ATP binding; 6-phosphofructo-2-kinase activity
Source: RefSeq, a predicted model, not a curated record
GGCUUAGGCCCCGGUAGAGGAGGAGGAAGAUGUCACUGCCAAAGCAGGUCAAACCACUGAUAGCAUCACUCCGCCAAAGUCAAAGAACAACCCGGACAUCCCCUUCACCCCAACUUGUUUUGGUUGUGUUUUUCACCAUGUCGUGCUGAAGUCACCGGUGAUCAGAGAUCGCCGUCCCCAGAUCAGCCGUGACAGGACAGCAGGACACAGAUCUUCGUCAUGUCUUCCAGACAUGUCUUCCAGCUGCAGAGACCUGCAGCUGCUUCAAACAGCUCAGCUGAAGCCAAAAAGCGGGACUCGAGGGCCAGUGAGAAGAAAUGCUCUUGGGCCUCCUACAUGACCAACUCUCCAACUAUGAUCGUGAUGAUCGGGUUGCCCGCUAGGGGGAAAACCUACAUGUCCAAGAAACUGACUCGUUACCUCAACUGGAUAGGAGUGCCAACAAAGGUUUUUAAUCUGGGAGUUUAUAGGAGAGAAGCCGUACAGUCGUACAAGUCCUUUGACUUCUUCAGGCAUGACAAUGAGGAAGCAAUGCGAAUCAGAAAACAGUGUGCUCUGGUGGCACUGCAGGAUGUCAAAGCCUAUCUGGGGAAAGAGGGAGGCCAGAUCGCUGUUUUUGAUGCCACCAACACCACCAGGGAGAGGAGGGAGCUCAUCCUGACUUUUGCAAAACAUAAUGCAUACAAGGUGUUUUUUGUUGAAUCAGUAUGCGAUGAUCCGGACGUCAUUGCUGAGAACAUAAUGGACGUGAAGGUGUCCAGCCCAGAUUACCCAGAGAGGAACCGAGAGAGCGUCAUGGAGGAUUUCCUCAAGAGGAUCGAAUGUUAUAAAGUGACUUACCAACCUCUAGAUCCUGACGAGCACGACAAGAACCUGUCCUUCAUCCAGGUCAUCAAUGUCGGCCGUCGUUUCUUAGUCAACAGGGUGCAGGACUACAUCCAGAGUAAGAUAGUCUACUACCUCAUGAACAUCCACGUGCAUUCCCACUCCAUCUACCUCUGUCGCCAUGGAGAAAGCCAUCACAACGUGGAGGGACGCAUCGGAGGGGACUCCGAACUGUCAGAGAGAGGAAAGCAGUUUGCAGCAGCGUUGAGAGGUUUUGCAGAGGAGCACCAGCUCGCUGACCUGAAGGUUUGGACCAGCCAGCUGAGGCGCACCAUCCAGACGGCGGAGGAGCUGGGGGUUCCCUACGAGCAGUGGAAAAUCCUGAAUGAAAUUGAUGCCGGAGUGUGUGAAGAAAUGACCUAUAAGAUGAUUGAGGAAAAGUACCCCAAGGAGUAUGCCAUGAGAGACCAGGACAAGUACCAUUACCGCUACCCCGGAGGAGAGUCCUAUCAGGACCUGGUUCAGCGGCUGGAGCCCGUCAUCAUGGAGCUGGAGCGGCAGGGCAACGUCCUGGUCAUCUGCCAUCAGGCUGUCAUGCGCUGCUUGCUCGCCUACUUCCUGGACAAGGGCGCAGAUGAUCUACCCUAUUUGAAAUGUCCUCUGCACACUGUCCUCAAACUCACCCCGGUGGCUUAUGGUUGUAAAGUGGAAAUGUUUGACCUGAAGGUGGAGGCUGUCAGCACGCACAGAGACAGGCCGCUGCAUGGACAAGAUAACAAGACACAGCAGGAGAAAAAGAAUAAACUGAGGCCGGUCGUCCCGCCGCCGCCGCCUUUCCUCCGCAGAAACAGCUUUACCCCACUGUCCAGCCAAGAUCAGGUUAAAAGGCCCCGUCUGUACAGCGAGGACAGCACUUCACAUGGCCGCGUUUCCCAAGCUCCCACUUUACCCAGCCUGCAGUUCUCUGAGGUAUCUGAGGGGUCUGAGCUGCUACAGAGCCAGGAGUCUCUGCAUGAUCUGGGUGAUGCUGACAGAGGGGACUGUGAUGGAGAGUUAAAAGAAAGGACUUAAAGAGGUUUUCUUCUUAUCCAGCACUUGGAGGAUCUGUUCACUCCGCCCAGUCCGUCUAUUUAAGGUUAAGAUCCGAACCAAAAAGCUCUUCAUCGUUGUGUCAGACCUAGUGUUUGAGUAACCUUAUAUACUGUGUGUUGUUUUGGGUAGAAGGUGUAAAUGCUUCAGCAUGACUUUGCUUUUACAUGAAUUAAAUCACUGGUUUGAGUUGAGCGGCCCUCAAAGCUACGGCGGGCUGUGAUCAUGUCAAAUGUGCAAAUCAAAGCAUGAAGAGACUGAAAAUGUGUCUUCACGCUGCAUACUGUAUACUACUGUUGCUGUUGUAGAACACCUUGACUGUGACUUUAUACCUCAAAUGAAUUGCUGUUUUUGGAUUUCAAGCAAGAGAGUAGCCCUCUCAAAGAAAAGCCUGUACAGCCCUGGGUUGUCCUCCGAUGGCUUUUCUCUUUUAACUUUGAACUGUAAACACGGCCAGGGAAUGUGUAUCCUUCCUCUCGUCACCUGGCAGGCUGAAGUAAGCCUGCUAUUUUGAAAGGGAACGAGAUUGAGACGAGAUUGCCAUUUAUUCUGAAGCAGGCGGACAUAAGCUGUAAACUGUAAUGAACCGUUCUGUCUGGCUCUGUGAAAAGUGCACGACCUGCUGCUGUUUUGUCCUUCUGUUCUUCUGUGGUGUUGUCUUCCAAGAUGUGUGUUUGGUCUUCAGCUCAAAUUACACUUUUACUGUAAUAUUGUACCGCUAAUCCCGGGUACACUCCACAAAACUGAUUAAGACAACAUCAUUGGACAUGUUGAGCUUGAGUACUGUAGUUUAUGAAAAAAGUAAAGUUGUAUUUUAAUUGUAUGCAUAUGGAGGAGAUCCAUAAACAUAUGACGUUGAUUUUAUAACAGGGAUGAAUCAGGGGAUGAGUCAUUUGGAAAAGUGCCUUUACUUAAAUUAACACAAAUCUUAGAAGUCACAAGUGUAUGAAAUAGUGGGAUGUUAUAAAUGAUGUUUCCCUAGAACUGAAAGAUUGGUGUUUCGUUUGAAUGUCUUAAGAAGAGCUUUAAUGUUUUGCACACACAUUUUAUACAAUAAAAGAUAAUUUAUCACUAUUUUAA